This is a messenger RNA of Hibiscus syriacus, 1270 nucleotides long. Its product is annotated as protein BTR1-like. Gene Ontology annotation, biological process: regulation of gene expression. Bases 51 to 992 code for a protein of 313 amino acids. The transcript is spliced from 8 exons. The record is from RefSeq and is a predicted model, not a curated record. NCBI's taxonomy places the organism in Eukaryota, Viridiplantae, Streptophyta, Magnoliopsida, Malvales, Malvaceae. Gene Ontology annotation, cellular component: cytoplasm; cytosol. Gene Ontology annotation, molecular function: mRNA binding.
UAAUUUUGGCUUUUGGUUUAGAACUUAGAAGAGGGUAGAAGGAAGGAGAAAUGGAGUCGACGGAAUCUUCUUACGUGUCAUCACCGGAGGCGGCGAGAAAUAGAUCUCUACCGCAACCUAAAUCGCCGACUUAUGGAAAUGAGGAGAAGCCUGCAUACAUAAGGUUUCUUGCCUCCAAUGCUGCAGCUGGCUCUGUAAUUGGAAAGGGUGGUUCGACAAUUACUGAAUUUCAGUCAAAAUCAGGAGCUCGAAUUCAGUUGUCACGCAAUCAUGAAACUUUCCCUGGAACAUCAGACAGGAUUAUUAUGGUCUCUGGAACAGUUGACGGGGUCCUCAAAGCUAUGGAGCUUAUCCUUGCAAAAUUAUUGAAUGAGCUUAAUAUUGAAGAUAAUGGUGAUGUUGCACCAAGAACAAAAGUCAGGUUAAUUGUUCCCAGUAGCUCUUGUGGCAGCAUAAUUGGGAAGGGAGGGGCUACCAUAAAGUCAUUUAUUGAAGAUUCCCAAGCUGGCAUUAAAAUAUCUCCACUGGAUAGUAAUUUUUAUGGCUUGAAUGAUAGGUUAAUCACACUUACUGGCACACUAGAUGAGCAGAUGCAAGCUAUUGAAUUGAUGCUUUCCAAGCUUUGUGAAGACCCUCAUUACUCACAAGCUAUGCAUGCUCCAUUUUCAUAUGCAGUGACAUUCUAUUCGAUGAACUAUGCACCAAAUGGGACCGGCGGGAAGUUUCCAAAUCACAAGGAGGAUCAUAGCAACUCCGUCACAAUUGGUGUUUCGGACGAGCACAUUGGGUUGGUUCUUGGUCGUGGUGGACGUAAUAUAAUGGAAAUUGGUCAGGUAAGUGGGGCCAGAAUAAAAAUAUCGGAUCGAGGCGAUUUCAUGUCUGGAACAACAGAUAGGAAAGUCACUAUCACGGGAUCACAGCGAGCAAUCCAUCAAGCCGAGUCUAUGAUAAUGCAGAAGGUAGCAAAUGCCGCUGAGAGGGCGAUGGAUUAGUUUUCCAGCUAUCAAAACCAACCAUUCUUGUUAAGUCUUGUGAUGGAAUACUUACGACCGCAACAUAUCAGCAUUCAUUGACACACGAGUCGACAAAGCCGAGAUUAUGAUCCUGGAAGAAGGGGAAAUUUGUGAUCAAACAGCGAUGGUGGUAUUGUUGGUAGCCUACAUAUAGACUAAAGGACAAAUAUGAUGAAUAUAGGGUUUAUAUCAAUGCUUGACUGAGAAAUGGAAUUAGCAUAUCAUUUUGUAAUUGUUGGCUGUUGUUUACUUCGGCU